UAACAAGUGUCUCUCUAGCUCUGCCUUUUAUAUGCACGGUGCAUUUGUGCUCAGUAUAAAAACAGGGACAAGAAAGAGUUAAGUGAGCUGAGCCACUUCCACUGACGACUCUGCAGAGAUACAGUCAACGUGAAUAAAAAGCAAUGUGUAUUUUCCUGGAGUUGUUGCUCAGUUCCCCAAAACACCCAUUCCCCGGCCGAAUGGGAAAGGUUUAUAUGAUGAUGCUACGUGGAACCUCCCUCUUAGACCUUUUUCUCUUAGCAGCUAGGAAUCCAGCUUGCUUCUCCUCCAGCCCUGAUUCCUAGAAGCAGGCACCGCCCCUCAGCAGUGUAGCUGCAACGUGGUCUAGUGUUAACUGCUCCUCGGUUAUAGUUGGGACAAAUACCGAGGGCGGAAUAAACUCCAUCGGAUUCGGAUUCACGUCGGAAUAGCAGCAACACGUGAAGGGAAAGGCAGGAGGAAUUCUCUGUAUCCUAACCACUCACGUCACCCCUGGCUGGAGGAGUUGAUUGGGUGUAACUGCUUAUCGCCGUCCCGAAGCGGAGCCGGGCACGCUCCGCCGUGGUCCUGUUCCCGCGUGGGGGCUACAUCUUGAGUUUUCACAGCGCGGCUUCUGCUAAGCGUUGGCCGCUCAACCCAGCGGGUAAAUUCCCCCCUCCCCGGGCUGAUCGCAGUCCGGAGCCGCGGCCCGGCUUACUUCCUGGAAGAGCUCCAACAGGAAGAGAAGUUGAAAACUGACACGUGGACUUCGUCGUGCAAAGAAGACAACUCCCUUGCGAGCCCCACACCGGCGCAGCGAGGCGUGGGCCAAGUGCCGGGUGCCCCAUCCACCCGCGGGGAACUUUGCAAUUGGCCUCUGUCCUUUCUUGAAGCAGCUUGCAGUGCAGCGGCGUCGGGUAUCUAUGUAACCCUGUUCUGGGGCGCUUCCCUGUCUGUCCUUUUGCAAUCCCGCCAGCAUCCUUCUUCAGUGCAAUCAGAGCCAGGUCAUUUUCCUUAGGGAAGCCUCUUUUUGUUAAAAAAACAAACAAAACAAAAAAACCCACCCAAAUCUUCAGAAUGGCUUCCAGUAUUGGCAGGAAUGGGGUCCAGGUAUACAGCUCUGAUUUGGUCUCGCUACAUCACCAUCACCAUCACUACCAGCAGCAACAGCCUGUAAAGACUACACCUAAGGAAGGCACGAAAAAAGAAGGGACUGUGGAUUCCUAUUGGUCCAGGCCUGAAUCUCGAAUCUGGACUGGGAUGUUACUGCUUGGGACGUGUUUGCUCUACUGUGCCAGGGUGUCCAUGCCUAUCUGUGCUGUGGCCAUGAGCCGUCACUUCGACUGGGACAAGAAACAGUCCGGCAUUGUUCUGAGCAGCUUCUUCUGGGGCUACUGCUUAACCCAGGUCAUCGGAGGGCACCUCAGUGAUCGGAUCGGAGGAGAAAAAGUCCUCCUCCUCUCUGCAUCUGCCUGGGGCUUCGUCACCGCGGUCACUCCCCUGUUCACCUACAUCAGUUCUGCCCACCUGCUUUUCAUGACCAUCGCCCGAUUCCUCAUGGGACUGCUGCAAGGUGUGUACUUCCCAGCUUUGGCCAGCCUCUAUUCUCAGAAGGUCCGGGAGAGCGAGCGAGCUUUCACAUGCAGCACAGUCGGGACUGGCUCUCAAUUUGGGACGCUGGUGAUUGGUGGGGCAGGGUCCCUUCUUCUGGACUGGUAUGGCUGGGAGAGUGUCUUCUAUUUCUCUGGUUUGCUCACUUUGCUCUGGGUUUACUGCAUGUGCAAAUAUAUCCUGAAUGAGAAAGAACUCAUCGUUCGGUUAGACUAUUUAGCAAAGAGCCUGUCGUUAUCCAAACAGACCAAAGUUCCCUGGAAGCAGUUAUUUAAAAAGGCCCCUAUCUGGGCGGUCAUAGUGGCUCAGCUUUCUACAGGCAGCACAUUUUUCACUCUCCUCUCCUGGUUGCCAACUUUCUUUAAGGACACUUUUCCUGAGUCUAAGGGCUGGGUGUUUAAUGUCGUGCCAUGGCUGGUUGCAAUCCCAGCAAGUUUGUUUAGCGGAUUCCUGUCUGAUCACCUGAUCAAUCAAGGGUAUAAAACUAUUACUGUUCGUAAGUUCAUGCAGGUCAUCGGCUCAGGCGUCUCAAGCAUUUUUGCCUUGUGCAUGGGUCACACAUCCAGUUUUUGCAAAGCUAUAGUAUUUGCAUCGGUCUCAAUUGGACUUCAGACCUUUAACCAUAGUGGCAUUUCAGUCAACGUCCAGGAUCUGGCCCCGUCGUGUGCCGGCUUGUUGUUUGGUGUUGCAAAUACAGGCGGCGCUCUAUUAGGUGUCGUUUGUGUGUACUUAGCCGGGCAUCUGAUUGAAACCACUGGUUCUUGGGCUUCUGUUUUCAACCUUGUGGCAACAGUUAAUGUCCUGGGACUCUGCACAUUCCUGGUCUUUGGAGAAGCCCAAAGGGUGGACACAGACUCUGCCUACAUAGAUCUAUAGUCGCUGCAAAGAUGAGUUCAGCAAAUCUCACCUGUCGAAGAAGUUAGGAUGGUAAUUCCUAGAGAUCACUCUUGUGCAAAUGGUUCUUUGCAGAAGAAAAUAUUAUUAUUAGGUAGAAUUUAAGCAGCAAAACAAAAACAUCGAUUGAGAGACUAUUACAGGCCUGAACUAAACCCAGAAGAGGGAGGAAAUCCAGAGUUAGAACUUUGCUCAGGGGAUGCUGAUGGGUUAUGGAGCCUUUCAGCUCUAGGUCACUAGUUUACAUUUGAAUUUCCUAGUGAUUGAACAAGGCAGCUGAAAUCGUUGGUGCCUGUAGGCAAGUUCCUAGUGCAGAAGUGCCCACAUGGCAGGAAACACCUGCAUGGUGCCUUAGCUGGGCAUCUCAGCAGAGAGGCCCAGGGUCAAAUGGCUCACUGAGAGUGAACUCCUUCAUCUGGAGAGAUCGUCCCUCCAAGAGCGAGAUGAGACACCUGAGCAGUGCGGGAACCAUGCUGAAGUUGUCCGUGCUCUACAGUUGUCUGUUCUGUGGAUGAGAAGAGAACGCCCAUCUCCGGGGCUGUCGAUCAGCUUCUUUCAUCAACACUACAUGAACUUAAUACCAAGGACUGUCUUUAACGUGUUAUUGUGUGCUUCAGUGUUGUUGUAUAGACAACAGGUGCCAUCAGGGUGUACAAAGGAAUGGAUUCAGAGCUGUGAAUGCAUAUGAGGGGUGGCUCACAGGACUAUGGAUCCAUAUCAAGUGCUUUCUGCUUCACUAGAUCUGUUCCCAGUAUGCACUGAAAGGAGGGCAGGAGACUUUCCAAAGAGCCUGUGAACUGCAUGCAAUGUAUUUACAAGAGGUGUAGAGCUUGAUUCUGAGUUCUGGAUUCUUACUGCUGCAUGCUCACCAAAGGAGCAGCUGUGCCUCUACAGUACAUGCUUUUGAGCCUGUGUGUGUUAAGUGAUUCAUCAUUUUUUACGUUAAAUCCCAGAAAGGCAUGGUCCACUUUAUGCUCUAAAGAGGUGAUUUUGCAGCUGUCUCCAGUGGACCUCUCUCUAGACUCAACGAGUGUUCCAGGAACAGAAGGCUUUUACGGCCUGCAAUUUUAUUCUGUUAGGGUUUAUUUUAAAUACCAAUGUUCAUGUCAAAUUAUUAAAUGUCUUCUCCCUGCCCCCGUUCUUAUAACUUAUACAAAGUCUCCAUUUGGUUCUCUUCAUCAUUUGUGUUUUAAGACAUUGUCCUUGCGGAGCAAAUGAGCCGGGGACAAAUUUUCAAAGGGGUCUCAACCUGGCAUCAUGGUUUCAUGUCUCGUUCUUAUGCCCCACACUGUGACAAGAACUGUCACUCGAAAAUUGGCCUUGUGGGCCACUCGCAACGCUGCCUCACAUGACACCUAGCGACUGUGCUGCUUUGGUACGUGUGCCAUUGUCUGUUGAGGAAGACAGUCGUUGGGACAAGUGAGCGCGUCCUAAAGGAUUUCAGGGCCAGGCCUUAAAUGGGUGUAAAUAAUUGUUGCUACAUAGCAGAGACAGAAAUUCACAUCUGCUGCCAAACCUUCACUCAACAAAUAGUUGUGGGUGUGAAAUUUGCAGGCUCAGAUUUAAUGCCCAGAUUCUUUGAAAAUUUGUGCCCCCCCCCUUUUUUGGGAGGGGGGGGCAAAUUUCACCUCAAGCAAACAAGUCAAACAUCUGAGUGCAGAGAUUCAUAAUGAAAAUAUUGACAGACCUUUUUACUGCAGCGGUGCUAAUGGGCUCGACUAAUAUGUGCUGAACUUUAAUGGAUACUGAGGUACUAAUAGGCCAUCAUGGUGAUCCUGUCCAAUGGCUUGACAACAGUUUACAACAACGAUGGGCACCCUAGGCUAGUGAGUGGGCUGCACGAGUGUGCCUCCUUCAUCUCAGU
Pelodiscus sinensis (Chinese soft-shelled turtle) is the source of this 4348-nucleotide messenger RNA. RefSeq names its product solute carrier family 17 member 9 (gene SLC17A9). Gene Ontology annotation, cellular component: membrane. Gene Ontology annotation, biological process: ATP transport; transmembrane transport. The record is from RefSeq and is a predicted model, not a curated record. Gene Ontology annotation, molecular function: transmembrane transporter activity. Lineage: Eukaryota; Metazoa; Chordata; Testudines; Trionychidae.